Messenger RNA from Cylicocyclus nassatus, 1166 nucleotides. The record is from the annotation of a GenBank genome assembly. Lineage: Eukaryota; Metazoa; Nematoda; Chromadorea; Rhabditida; Strongylidae.
UCCAGACAAGACGUCGACGAAACCGCUGGCUACUAUAGGUCUCUUAUUAUUUCUGCUCGUCCGAACGCGGCAUCCUUGAGCCGAACACAUGAUAAUGUUAGAUCAUAAUGAAUGACACCACAAUAGCAUGCCAUAUUUGUGAUGAUCGUGCCACUGGUAAACAUUACGGAGCCAUUAGCUGUGACGGUUGUAAAGGGUUUUUCCGACGUAGUAUUCGAAAACGACACAAUUAUGUUUGUCGAUUCAACAAAUGCUGUGAUGUGACCAAAAAUCAACGAAAUGCAUGCCGAUCUUGCCGUCUGCAAAAAUGUAUCGAAGCUGGAAUGAAGUCCAACGCUAUCCAAAAUGAACGAGAUGCAAUCGGCAAGCGCAAAAAGCCUGAACCAGAAACAGAAGAACUGCUGGAUGGCUUGUUACGAUCAGAAAAGCUGUGCCAGCAGUUACGCAGUUCAGUAAUCAAAAGUACUGAACAGGCCUCCUAUGAUUGCGGAAAAGUGAAGACAUUGAGAAUUGAAGACGAUCGACGAGCCACUUUGGACGAUGUGGGCAAAAGUAUACAUCAACAACUGGUUUUGCUAGUGGAAUGGGCGAAAUCUCUUCCGCAGUUCACGAGUUUGUCCAUGGAUGAUCAGGCGGCGCUUCUGAAAGCAACAGCGGCACAGAUAAUCAUUCUGGGUGUCGCGUUCCGAUCGCUAUCUGUAGACAACUCCAUAUGUCUAGCAAAUGACACCCUCAUUCCGAAGGAACAUGCAGCCAACGUUGGUGACAUAAAUUGCGUAGUUGGGCGGAUAAUCGACGAAUUGGUCUUACCCAUGCGCCGGUUGGGUAUGGAUCUUUGUGAGUACGUUGCUCUCAAGGCAAUUUUGUUUUUCAAUCCAGUAGCCAGGGAUGUUUCUGAUCCACUUUCGGUGGAAAAUGCCCGAAUAGCGUGUCUACGUGCCAUAGAAAAAAGGUGCCAACGUGCCUCUUUGAUCACGUCAUCGGAAUGUCGAUCUGGACGAUUACUACUGCUUCUUCCUUCUCUACAGGCUGUAGCGCAGCAAAUGGUUGAAGAUGUCCAGUUAGCACGACUUUUUGGUCUCGCAAAUGUCGACUCUUUGAUGGAAGAGCUUAUCCUGCAUGAUGAACGGCCAGAUCGCGAUUCGAGAGUGCUACGGCAAGCCUAA